AGCAGCGGUGAAGCAGCAGAACUGUAGCCGCAGUAGCAGCGCUCAGGAUCGGCCACACACCGGGCUGACAUGCCGCGGGGAUGAUGGCUGCCUUCGGCAUUCUAAGCUACGAACACAGGCCUCUCAAACGGCCCAGACUCGGUCCUCCGGACGUUUAUCCACAAGACCCAAAACAAAAAGAGGAUGAGUUGACUGCAUUGAACGUCAAGCAGGGAUUUAACAACCAGCCAGCCGUUUCAGGAGACGAACAUGGCAGUGCUAAAAAUGUUAAUUUCAACCCAUCAAAGAUCAGCUCAAACUUCAGCAGCAUCAUCGCUGAGAAGUUACGGUGCAACACGUUUCCAGACACGGGGAAGAGGAAGCCGCAGGUCAAUCAGAAGGAUAACUUCUGGCUCGUCACGGCGAGGUCCCAGAGUUCCAUCAAUAAUUGGUUUACAGACUUGGCAGGGACCAAACCUCUUACUCAGCUUGCUAAGAAGGUCCCCAUCUUCAGCAAGAAAGAGGAAGUUUUCGGCUACCUCGCGAAGUACUCCGUGCCCGUGAUGCGAUCUGCCUGGAUGAUUAAAAUGACGUGUGCGUAUCACGCUGCCAUAACUGAAACCAAGGUGAAGAAAAGGCAUGUCAUUGACCCGUGCAUAGAAUGGACUCAGAUAAUUACCAAAUACCUGUGGGAGCAGCUGCAGAAGGUGGCAGAGUUUUACAGACAGUCUCCAAACCAGAGCUGUGGAUCUCCUCUGCCAGCGCCUCCUGCAGAUGUGGAAACAGCCAGUAAACAGUGGGAGUACAAUGAGAAACUGGCCAUGUUCAUGUUUCAGGAUGGGAUGCUGGACAGACACGAGUUCCUCACCUGGGUGCUGGAGUGCUUUGAGAAGAUCAGACCUGGAGAGGACGAGCUUCUCCGAUUGCUUCUGCCGCUCCUGUUACAGUACUCGGGGGAGUUUGUGCAGUCAGCCUAUUUAUCCCGGCGGCUGGCUUAUUUCUGCACACGCCGGCUCAAUUUGCUUCUGAGCGACGGCAGUCUCGGACCAGGUCCAGGCGGGCACCCAGCCCACGGCAUUUCAGGACAGCAGGGGAAUGCGCUGCCCCCCACCCCGACCUCCCAACCUGCAGGGGGAAACCAGCCCCAGACCCCCUUCACAGAUUUUUACAUAUGCCCUCUGCACAGGCCAGUGGUGUUUGGGCUCAGCUGCAUGCUGCAGAGUAUUGUGUUGUGUUGUCCCAGCGCUCUGGUUUGGCAUUACUCUCUGACGGACAGUCGGAUUAAGACCGGUUCCCCGUUAGAUCUCCUGCCCAUCGCUCCCUCUAACCUGCCUAUGCCUGGGGUCAAUAGCACCUUCAACCAGCAGGUUCGAGCUAAAGUGAGAGAGAUUGAAGAGCAGAUUAAAGAGAGAGGACAGGCCGUGGAGUUCAGAUGGUCAUUCGACAAGUGUCAGGAAACAACAGCUGGUUUUACCAUCAGCCGUGUUCUGCAUACGUUGGAGGUUUUGGAUAACCACAGCUUUGAGAAGUCUGACUUUAGCAAUUCACUGGACUCUCUGUAUAACCGGAUCUUUGGGUCGGGACAGAGCAAGGAUGGACAUGAGAUGAGUCCAGACGACGAUGCGGUGGUCACGCUGCUGUGUGAGUGGGCUGUAUCCUGCAAAAGGUCAGGACCCCAUCGAGCCAUGGUGGUGGCCAAACUCCUGGAGAAGAGACAGACUGAAAUAGAGGCAGAGAGAUGUGGAGAGUCCGAGGUUGUGGAUGAGAAGGGCUCUGUAUCAUCAGGCUCUUUGUCCGCUGCCACUCUGCCUGUGUUUCAGGACGUGCUGCUGCAGUUUCUGGACACACAGGCCCCUGUGCUCACUGAGCCUGGAAACGAGAGCGAGCGGGUGGAAUUCUCAAAUCUCGUGCUGCUCUUCUGCGAGCUCAUCCGUCACGAUGUCUUCUCCCACAACAUCUACAUGUGCACGCUCAUCUCACGCGGCGACCUGUCCUCCGACUCUCAUCUGCCCCGCCCACGAUCCCCCAGCGAAGAGCCUUCCGACGAAUCGGAGCGCAAAGAACAAGAUGCAGGAAGCAGCGUUAAGAUGGAGGAUACUGGUCUGUCAGAGUCAAUGGACAUAGAUCACAACUCCAGUGCUAAUUUCGAUGAGCAGAUGUUCUCCCCUCCAAUGCACUGCGAGUCGAAGGGAAGCCCCUCCCCGGAGAAACCUGCACCAGAGCAGGAGAGCAAAAACACUGCCAAGGAUAAGGGCAUGGACCCUGCCUUCCCCAUGGUUUAUGAGCAACCCCGCCACAUACAGUACGCUACCCACUUCCCCAUACCACAGGAGGAGAGCGCAAGUCACGAGUGUAACCAGCGUCUGGUGGUUCUGUAUGGAGUCGGCAAACAGCGAGACGAGGCCCGACACACCAUCAAGAAGAUCACCAAAGACAUCCUGAAAGUUCUCAACCGCAAGAGUACUGCAGAGACAGGAGGUGAGGAAGGCCAGAAGAGGAAGAGGAGUAAACCAGAAGCUUUCCCCACCGCCGAAGACAUUUUCUCUAAAUUCCAGCACCUCUCACACUUUGAUCAGCACCAGGUCACCUCUCAGGUGUCCAGGAAUGUUCUGGAACAGAUCACCAGCUUUGCCUUAGGGAUGUCCUAUCACCUCCCACUGGUUCAACACAUCCAGUUUAUCUUUGACCUCAUGGAAUACUCUCUCAAUAUAAGUGGCCUAAUUGACUUUGCCAUACAGCUGCUGAAUGAAUUGAGUCUGGUGGAGGCAGAACUCUUGUUGAAAUCUUCUAACCUGGCGGGCAGUUACACUACAGGACUCUGUUUGUGUAUCGUGGCCGUUCUACGGAGAUACCACUCCUGCCUCAUCCUCAACCCUGACCAGACCGCACAAGUCUUUGAUGGGCUGCGGAUUGUCGUGAAGUCUGGCGUGAACCCUGCAGACUGUUCUUCAGCUGAACGCUGUAUCCUGGCCUAUCUGUAUGACCUCUACACCUCCUGCAGUCACCUGAAGAGCAAGUUUGGAGAGAUUUUCAGCGAGUUCUGCUCAAAGGUGAAGAACUCCAUCUACUGGAACAUCGACCCGUCGGACUCAAACAUGUUGUGGGAUCAGGUGUUUAUGAUUGAUGCCAUCGCUAACCCCACUGCACAUAAUCUCAACCACUCUAUGGUGGGAAAGAUCCUCAAUGACAGCCCGGCCAACCGAUACAGCUUUGUUUGUAAUGUGCUUAUGGACGUCUGCGUGGACCACCGCGAUCCUGAGAGGGUGAAUGAUAUCGGUAUCCUGUGUGCGGAGCUGACGGCGUACUGUCGGUCUCUCAGUGCCGAGUGGCUGGGUGUUCUCAAAGCUCUCUGCUGCUCCUCAAACAACGGCAACUGCGGCUUCAACGAUCUGCUCUGCAAUGUUGACGUGAGCGACCUGUCUUUUCACGACUCCCUGGCGACGUUCGUCGCCAUCCUGAUAGCUCGCCAGUGUUUGCUACUGGAAGAUCUGGUGCGCUGCGUGGCCAUCCCCUCCCUCCUGAACGCAGCCUGUAGCGAACAGGAUUCUGAACCUGGAGCCAGAUUGACGUGUAGGAUCCUGCUUCAUCUGUUCAGAACCCCACAGCGUAACCCUUGUCCUCAAGAUGGCACCAAAUCAGAUAAAUCCAGAGUGGGCAUCAGGUCAUCUUGUGAUCGCCACCUGCUGGCCGCCUCUCAGAACAGCAUAGUGGUGGGAGCAGUUUUUGCAGUUUUGAAAGCUGUUUUCAUGCUGGGAGAUGCUGAGCUGAAGGGUUCAGGGUUCUCCCACCCUGCCGGCCUGGACGACAUCGGAGAGGAUGACAUGGGCUCCAAAAAAUCUGGAGGCCGUAAUGUGUCUAUUGAAACAGCCAGUCUAGUUGUUUAUGCCAAGUAUGUGCUGAAGAGCAUCUGUCAACAGGAGUGGGUUGGUGAGCGUUGUCUGAAGUCUCUGUCGGAGGACAGCAGUGCUCUACAGGAUCCAGUGCUGGUUGACAUACAGGCCCAGCGGCUCCUGCAGCUCAUCUGUUACCCACACAGACAGCUGGACAGUGAAGAGGGCGAGAAUCCUCAGAGACAGCGGAUCAAACGCAUCUUACAGAACAUGGAUCAGUGGACCAUGAGACAGUCCUCUCUUGAGCUCCAACUCAUGAUCAAGCAAGUCACAAAUAAUGAUCAUUAUCUGAACACACCUCAAGCACAUUCUCUACUGGAGAACAUCGCCAAGGCCACCAUUGAGGUUUUCCAAAAGUCUGCCGAGAUGAACUCCAGCAACCCCACAUGGAAUGGCUCUGCGGUUUCGGGGAGCUCCGUCUCCAAUAGCAACAGUUCCAGUAAACUCAAACCUGUGCUCAGUUCGUCCGAGCGUUCAGGUGUGUGGUUAGUGGCUCCUCUGAUAGCUAAGCUGCACACGUCGGUACAGGGUCACGUGCUGAAGGCUGCAGGCGAGGAGCUGGAGAAGGGUCAGCAUCUCGGACCGUCCUCACGUAAAGAGAGAGAUCGGCAGAAACAGAAAAGUAUGUCUCUCCUGAGUCAGCAGCCCUUUUUAUCUCUGGUGCUGACAUGUCUCAAAGGACAGGAUGAGCAGAGAGAAGGUCUUCUUACAUCCCUCUACAGUCAAGUACAGCAGAUUGUGACGAACUGGCGUGAGGAUCAGUACCAGGACGACUGCAAGGCCAAGCAGAUGAUGCACGAGGCCUUGAAGCUCCGACUCAAUCUGGUGGGCGGGAUGUUCGAUACGGUGCAGCGCAGCACGCAGCAGACGACAGAGUGGGCGGUGCUUCUGCUUGACAUCAUCAGCAGCGGCACAGUGGACAUGCAGUCUAACAAUGAGCUCUUCACGACAGUUUUAGACAUGCUGAGCGUGUUGAUCAACGGCACUCUGGCAGCCGACAUGUCCAGCAUCUCUCAGGGCAGCAUGGAGGAGAAUAAGAGGGCUUAUAUGAAUCUGGUCAAGAAGCUCAGGAAGGAACUUGGCGACCGUCAGUCUGAGAGCUUGGAGAAAGUGCGACAGCUGCUGCCUCUACCCAAGCAGACGCGCGAUGUCAUCACGUGUGAGCCCCAGGGCUCGCUCAUAGACACCAAGGGCAACAAAAUUGCUGGAUUUGAAAAAGAGGGUCUUCAGGUGUCAACGAAGCAGAAGAUUUCUCCAUGGGAUGUGUUUGAAGGGCUGAAGCACUCUGCUCCGCUCUCCUGGGGCUGGUUCGGAACCGUGCGGGUCGACCGUAAAGUCACAAAGUUUGAGGAGCAACAGCGGCUUCUGUUAUACCACACCCACCUUAAGCCCAAACCACGCAGUUACUAUCUGGAGCCCCUCCCCUUGCCCCCGGAGGAGGAGGAGCCUCCCACACCCAUGGCACCUGAACCGGACAAGAAGGUGGAUACGGGGAAGCCAGAAAAGAGCGUUUCCAGUGUGGCACCCGACCCCAAUAAGAAGAAAAAGAAAAAGAAACCAGCAUCGUCGAAUAAGCAAGAGGACUACAAGCCUCAUAAUCCAGCAGUGAUGCAGUACCCGCCGGGCAUGGGCACUGAUUUUAUGAACAUGGGCCAGGUUACUUACAGGAUGGGAUACCCGGGUUCAAUGACCAUGUAUCCCCAGAACCAACCUCUACCACCAGGUGGCCCCGGUUUGGAGCCCCCCAUCCGUCCCAGGGGUCCCAUGGGUCAUAUGAGCAAAAUCAUGCAGACACGUCCCAAUUACCCAAAUAUGAUGACCAAUAUGCCUGGUACAAUGGGCGGCAUGAUGGCGAUGGAGAAGCCAUACCAGGUACCAGGCUAUAAACCCCCACCUAGCAUGCCACAGGGCCAGAUUCUGCGUCACCAUCUACAGGUCAGACUGAAUCAAAAUCAUUUACAGCAGAUGAGACCGGUGGCACCUAAUCAGCAGUACGGCUCCAUGCAGCCGGCACAGGGCUACACGUCUUACGGGCCACACAUAGGAAUGCAGCCGCACCCCUCUCAGACAGCCGCAAUGGGUCCUAACUCAUACGGUAACCUGGGCUUCCAGGGAGCUCAUCCCGGUACCAACACAGGCAUGGUGGACCCCCUCAGGCAGAUGCAGCAGAGACCCAGCGGCUACGUCCUUCAGCAGGCUCCCGCAGCAUACGCACAAUCAAUGCAAAACUCACAAAGGUUUUCCCAUCAGUCAAUGCAGCCGGCAACUAUGAUGCACAACAUGGCUCAAGGUCACAUGCACCCCAACAUGAGACCCAAUCAAAUGAUGGAACAACAGCAGCAGCAGCAGCAACAACAACAACAACAACAACAACAACAACAAGCCCAGCAGCAACAACAGCAGAUUAUAAGACAGCAUUCCACUCUCAGACAGGUGCAACAGCAGCAGCAGGUUCAGCAACAGGUGCAACAGCAGCAGCAGGUUCAGCAGCAGGUGCAACAGCAGCAGCAGGUUCAGCAACAGGUGCAACAGCAGCAGCAGGUCCAACAGCAGCAGCACCAGCAGGUUCAGCAGCAAGUUCAACAGCAACAGGUGCCAACAGCCCAGCCACCCAAUCAGGCCCUGGGCAUGCAGCCUCUGCCCCCACAGCAGCCCAUGUUUCCUCGACAAGGCAUGCAGCAGACGCAGCAACAGCAGCAGACGGCAGCUCUGGUCCGACAGCUCCAGCAGCAGCUCUCAAACACUCAACCUGGACAGAACACCAACCCAUAUUACUGAGUAUGUGAAAGCGUUUCAUAGGUGGUGAAGAAAAUGUAGAUGAUAUAAGGAGGACCGUUUGAGACGUGACGAACCGCACUGGGUUGUCUCUGAAGUAGAAUGUUUUUCAGACACCCAUAGAAGGUUUUGUUGAUCGAAGCGGUGGAAGAGCUUAUGUAAAAAGAAGUACAGGAAAUUAUAAGAAUAUUGCAACCUUUUAUUUUAUUUCGAUUUGUACAAUUUUUCAGUUUCGUGUAUUUCUCAUUAAAAAAAAUCAUGUCAA
Molecule: messenger RNA, 6909 nt
Organism: Triplophysa rosa
Lineage: Eukaryota; Metazoa; Chordata; Actinopteri; Cypriniformes; Nemacheilidae
Gene: med12
Product: mediator complex subunit 12
Exons: 44
Coding region: 81-6647 (2188 amino acids)
Biological process (GO): regulation of transcription by RNA polymerase II
Cellular component (GO): mediator complex
Molecular function (GO): transcription coactivator activity; beta-catenin binding
Source: RefSeq, a predicted model, not a curated record